Molecule: messenger RNA, 2486 nt
Organism: Neurospora tetrasperma FGSC 2508
Lineage: Eukaryota; Fungi; Ascomycota; Sordariomycetes; Sordariales; Sordariaceae
Exons: 2
Coding region: 1-2289 (762 amino acids)
Source: RefSeq, a predicted model, not a curated record
AUGUCCAAAGAGCCAAGAGAGUCAAGCAGGCAUCGUCAGCCGCAUAAAAGGGACUCGUUAACUUCCGUUCUCUCGUGGGCAGGGUUACAGCCAAGAUCCAGCCCUACCAAGACACCCUCCACCUCAUCUUCCGAGCCAGCACCCACCUCACCAUCCCACCAUGGCCUGUCAAGAGGCCGCAGGCACAGCUCCAGUACCGAUGAUAAAAAGAAGGCACGUAGACGCUCAAUGGCUUUACGGAGAUUCUCCAUAUCAGUCCCCGGUGCUGCCGCUGUCGACGAAGACAGUCUCACUAAGGCCAAGCUUAAAAAGACCCCUUCCUGGACGCUGGACAAUAAGGCAUCGGAAUCUGCUCCCAGGACGACCACCAAGGCCGCAUCAACAGACGCCAUCAACAAAACAACAACAUCCGCAUCAACCAAUUCGGACCAAAACACAUCAGAAGUCAAAGAAGAAGCCUCUAACGGGGACCAUUCCGAAGAAAAAGCUAGCAAAGAGAAGCUCCCAGGCCAUAGCCCACAGCAACAACAACCGUUGCCUCCCCCACCAAAGCCCAAGUCAAUUCUUCGAGUCGCCAGUCCAGAUGGGCGGAAACCACCACCACGCAAGAUCCCUUGCUUUUCGACCACGCUUCCAGAGUAUGACCCCAGGAAGCCCACAGCAGACCAUGCCUGUCUCGUGCCUCUACCGGACUCCAGCAUAACUUCCAUUACCGGCUCGGUAUCCUCUUCAGAAUCAUCCAUCUGCAGGCCUGAGAGACACGGAACCGCCACCGUCCGAUUUGCCACGGCAACGGUACACAGAGUUGAAGUAGGACCUGGACGUCGGUUCCUACCGGUGAAGCGCAAGAGCAAGAGCACAGUCACCUACAUCUCCCGCUUUGACGACGAAAACUCUCUGAAGAAGAACCUCACCAGCCCGACGAAGCAGCGAAGGCAUCGAGCGAACCAAGCAGCAAUGGGGCGGUACUGGCAGAGAACGGAAGAAGAGGAAGCUCUAGAACGAGAAGAGGCGCGCAAGAGAGCAGAACAAGAAGCCGAACAGUACCGAGCCGAGCCCUCCAGUCACCCUGAUCCGGAUUUCAUCAGCAAAAGCGGCACAACCCCACCCAGCCCGGAACUGGCGGCGACGGAUGAUAAGCUCGAGGAGAUAUAUGUGGAUGACGAGAAGCCGGAAUCUGACAGCCCAAGGAAAGCGAGAAGAGAUGCCUCUCCGGCUUCAUACAGGUCAUCAAGCCUCCAUCUGGUGUUGCCUGCGCCCGAGCCUGACACAGGCUUCCCUUGUGACGACCUGACCCUGGAAGAGGAGCUGGAAGCACAGCAAGAGGAUUACAAGACAGAGCUGGCACACAUCGGUUUCAAGACUGAAGCAGCAGAAACCCGAGACUGGCCCUUGGCUGAACUCGAAGCUGAACCAGCUCACCAAGAAGUCCAGACAUUGCUCGAGAUCAAGACACCAAGGGGAAUCGUCUUGUCACCGAUCGCGGAAGAAUUUGCCAUUGACGACGAAGAGGAAGACAGCGAAAGCGGAGGUGAAAGCGAUCACAAGCCCAUGGAAACCACCAAGAUCAACUCAAACUACCAGGAACCCGAGGAACACAUACCGACAAUGCCCCCAACACCUCCAAGACAGUCAACCGCCUUACUACUUUCAGUAGAACCCGAACAAACCACCGCCCACGAAGACUUCACGGAUGACACGGACGACACCUCAUCUCCAAGCUUACUCACCCCAGAGUCCCAAGACCACCAAAGCCAAGAAAAAUGGUCCAGCCCCCGCCUCCGUUCCGUCAUCUCUUCCAAGCGCCACAACACCCAUACCUCUACCCACCACCUUCACGGGAAACAUCAUUCUCCCCCUUCACCCCCCGCCUCUCCACCCCUAGCAGCCACUAAACCCGCAACACCUCCCAAGAAACUACACCACCACCCCUCACCCAAACUCCCGGCAUUCACUAUCCCUAUCCUCAUCCCGAAAAUCACCAUUGGCGAGAAGGAUGAUAAUCAUAAACGUUCUUCGUCGUCAUCGUGGGUACAUAGAAGAUCGUCGUCUUCGUCCACUUCGUCGUCGUCGUCGGCGGCGUCUGAAAAGGAUAAGAGGAGUGGGUCUCCAAUUGGAAGAAAGGGCAGUAGUAGUAGCGAUAGGGACUCGAGUCCUGGGAGGAGUGGGAAUCGGUUGCAUUUAUCGGGGCGGAGGAGGAAAAGUAGUGGGAGUGGAAGUGGGAGUGGGAGUGGUAGUCAUCAUGGGCAUCAGGGGGUGCAUACCUCUAAGCAGUCUAUUGCUGUCUAGCCACAUACAUACACACUGGAUAACCAGCUUACUUCUGGGGAAUAUGCUGAAAUAGGAGGAUGGAUAUCAGCAAUAACCCUGAACCCAGGUUCGGUUCACACAAAACAGAAAGAUGGACAUCGAGGUCGCUCACAUAUCUGUCAUGUCUUUUUUGUUUUCUGUUUCCUAAAUUGUCAAAAACGAAAGAAUGUAAUGAG